AUGGACGAAGAAUCAACCAAUUUCGUCGCUAAACCCUACCGGAAUCUCGAUUCCCCAUCCUCAUCAGACGACGAUUUACCCACCGUUCCACCACCAAAACGCCGUCGUACCGUCGCCAUCAUCGUCAUCUUAACUCUCUUCGCCGUCAUCAUCGGAACCAUCCUCUCAUCCACCGUAAUCAACCGCCCCGACCCAGAAAAACAGUCAGUAAAAGCAUCAACGUCGAUAAAAGCCGUUUGCGCAGUCACUAAACAUCCGGACUUAUGUUACACCGACAUUUCUUCAGUAGAUCCCAACAACUACAUAGACCCAGAAAUGAUUUUCAAGCUCACGUUACAACUAACCUUAAAUUCCUUAAAAAACAUAUCUUCCUUACCUAAAAUCUUGGUCUCCAAAACGACAGAUUUAGCGACGGGGUCUGCGGUCAGGGAUUGUGUUGGGUUGUUUGAGGACGCGGUUAGUCAACUGGUUAAAUGCGUUGAGGUGAUGCGCGUGGAACCACGCGCGGAGAGGGAGAGGGGUGAGCGCGUGGUGUUGUUGGAUGAAGGGAAAGUGAAGGAUAUGAUGACGUGGAUAAGUGGUGCGAUGACGGAUCAAGAAACAUGUGUGGAUGGAUUAGAAGAAAUGGGAUCAAUACAUGUUGAAGAAGUGAAAAUGAAGAUUGGGAAGUCUAGUGAAAUGUUGAGUGAUUGUUUGGCUAUACUUAAUAAUAUGGAUAAUAUUCUUGGUGAAUUUGGGUUAAGUUUGCAUUGA
Erigeron canadensis is the source of this 753-nucleotide messenger RNA. Its product is annotated as putative pectinesterase/pectinesterase inhibitor 26. The coding region runs from base 1 to 753 and encodes 250 amino acids. The transcript has a single exon. The record is from RefSeq and is a predicted model, not a curated record. Lineage: Eukaryota; Viridiplantae; Streptophyta; Magnoliopsida; Asterales; Asteraceae. Gene Ontology annotation, molecular function: enzyme inhibitor activity.